CUCAUUUAUAAAGCAGCAAACAGUCCCAGUAUUUCACCUACCCAUUGCAGCCAUUUUAUGUUACAAGUGAAGUGAUCAAGACAAGUUGAUAAUAGAGCUUUAAAGACUAAUGGAUUAGGCGUCAACUAUUGGGCUAACUUAUUCACCAACUGAUUUUAUUCUUGAAUAAUUGUUGUGAGUAUUUUUUUUUUUUUUUAAGAAAAUGAAAGCCAAAAUUAUUUGAUACCAGCUUCCUAAAAUUGAAUGUGUUCUGUUUUUCCACUCCUCUUUGACAGUUAACUUGAAUAUUUUUUGGUUGUGGACAUAGCAAGACAAUUGAGGACAACAUUUAAGCCUUUGUGACACACUGGUCAAUUAAUGGGUUAAUUGAAAAUUGACAGAUCAUUUAACAAUGAAAAUAAUUGUUAAUUGCAGCCCUAUUUGGUAAUUAAAUAACAAUUUGAGUUACUUUUAGACAAUACAUUCUAAACAUUUCCGGAUUAUCUCACACAGGGAUUUCAUGCUUUUCUAGCUUUUCAUAGCAUAUAUGAUAGUAAAUUAACUACUUUUGGGUUUCGGACUGCAAUUUGAAUGAAUCACGUAAGGGCAGUUUUUCAGUAUUAUCUGACAUUUUAAAAUGCUUAAUUGCGGAAAAAAACAGUUUGUAAAUGCCACUCUGUUUUGCAUACAGUUUAAGUUAACAGUUGAGUUGUCAACAAACUGAGUUGUCCUGCUACAUAUACUGUAAUAUUACAGCUCCCCCUCUCCAAGCCCCCUGACAUCCUUGUAUCUACACAAGCAAAACAACAAUAAUAUUUUUAUGACACAUGUCAUUUAAAAACAACUGAAAUAACCUUUCUCUCUGAUGAGAACUGUCUGAGACCCUGCACCCAGUAACCUCUCAUCUAGUUUUGAAACUUGCUUGAAGUCUUUGAGACUUCUUGUUCCAGUCUAGUGAGGGUGGGCCCAACCAUCUGCAUGGUCUCACCUCCUAGUACAAACGUCACAGCAGAAGAAGAGACGUCCCCCUCACCCCACCAGACCCUCAACCGGCCAACUAUAGUUCUAUUAUAGUUCAAGCAAAGGCUAAUUGUUGGUCACUUACAAAGGAUUGCACAGUCCAAGUCUCUGGACGGUAAUGCUGUCUCUUUCUACUAAGAGAAGAUGGCACUGGUUGUGGUUUGUGCGUUCCUGAGCCUGUCUUGUUGGGUCUCUCUCUACUUUAUCUUGUGUAACCUUAACGGGUCCAGGAGCUCCGAGUGGAACUGUCGACUUGUCACCCUGGCACACGGCAUCUUGGCAGUCUGCAUCACAGGAUACAUAGGCUAUGUGGAUGGACCCUGGCCUUUCACUUAUCCAGGCACUAAGAACACUCCUCUGCAGAUAGGUGCCAUGGUGGUGAGCCUGGGCUACUUUAUCUUUGAUAUGGCCUGGUGUGUGUACUUCCGCACAGAGGGACCCGUUAUGCUGGCCCACCACACCAUGAGCAUCUUGGGAAUCCUGUUGACCCUGUGGUUGGGGGAGUCUGGCAUCGAGUCCUGCGCGGUACUCUUUGGCAGCGAAAUCACCAACCCCCUCCUGCAGGCACGCUGGUUCCUCAAACAGACAGGACAUUACGGGACGCUGCUGGGGGACGUUGUGGACGUCCUGUUUGUGCUGCUAUUUGUGUUGAUGCGAGUCUUUGUGGGAGGCACAAUGCUGUACUGUGAGCUGAUCUCCCCAAGACCCAGAUUCUUUAUCAAGUGUGGGGGAGUGGCUAUGUACGCUCUAUCCUGGGUGUUUAUGGUGGACAUUGUUCGAUUUGCCAUUCGGAAGAGCAAGAGCUGGCAGAAACAGAAGAGGGACCAGCAAGAGAUAGUGGCAGCUAAUGGUCAUGACGGAAAGAAGGACUGAUCGGCUUGUGCCUCUCUAAAGGAAAUCUGUGUCUGUGUUUUUCACUUUGGACGCACAAGGGAAAGUGCAAAGAAAAUCAACUUUUUGUAUGUUAAACAGAUAUAAAAUGGGAUAUUUCAGAGUGAUGUCUCGUGACAUCUGUAAGGUCUAACACCUGUGCAUUUUUGGAAGAAAGAAAAAACAUUUUUUAUGCAGCUAUUGCAGCUGAACAUGUGUUUGAUUACUGAGUAAAAUGUGCAGUUAACAACACAGACGUAGUUUAUGUCACUGAAAACCAAAGCACUUUCUAUAAACACAUGAGCAGAUGUUGCUUUCAGUUGCAGUGAACUGUGGCCUAGUCAUAUGUGGUGGUGUUGCUUCAAAGGAGAGCUCGAUGUUAGGAAAGAGACAGUUUACAUGUAAUGCCUGUCCUGCUUGAGAAAAUUUUGUAGUCAUUUCAAAAAAAGUUAGGAGUGGUUUCCUUGGAACCCUGUUUUUUUUUUUUUUCUUUUUUUCGGUGCAUUGGAAACUGAGCAGAUGUGAAAGGUGUACUCAGGGAGAUGAAGUCAUACCAGAAAGUUCCAGAGAAAUGUGUGUGAUGUGUUUGAUUACUUUGUUAGAUUUAGUUUAUAGUUCCUAUAAACUUUUGCCUGCUGUGUGAAAUCCUAUCGCAGGGCCUGCCCAAAAAACAUUUCAGUUAUUUUACUCGCCUCAUGUAAAGGGAUACGCAGAAAGGAACCACUCAAUUACAUAGUUCUACACUGGUAAUGCUAUUUUGCAGUCCAUCUGGAUAUUUAUAUUAACGAUGAAUAUCUUGAAAUGUUUAAUGAAAUGGUGUCAGAGUUUGUACUUAUUAUAUUAAUUUAUCUGAAGUGUUUCCUCUCAAACGAUUUGCACUCUGUGCUGAUAGCUCCCAGUUAAUUUAAUUUAACAGAGUCAUGUUUCAGUCUCACUGAGAUCUUGUUAGACAUGACAAUCAAAUGCAAUUUAUUGUGAGCUAUCUGACUUCCUCUUCAGUUCUUUUUUUUUUGUAUCCACCUUUAAAUCCUAGGGCAAAAUGAAAACCUAUGCAAUCAUGCAUUCAUUUUUUGUUUCUAGCCCCUAGAGUUUUAUGCCGGGUUUCAGAGGUCACGUGUGUAGGAUUUAGGGGGAUAUAUUGGCAGAAGUGGAAUAUAAUAUAAUAAGUAUGUUUUCUUUAGCGUCUUAUCACCUGAAAAUAAGAAUUGUUUUUUCGUUUCGUUCAUUUACCUUAGAAAGAGCUGCUCUUAUCUACAUAGGGAGCGGGUGCUUGUUGACGGAGAUCUCCAUGUUGCACCGCCAUGUUUUUACAGGAGCCCAAAAUGGACAAACCAAACACUGGCUCCAGACAGGGCCAUUCGCUUUUUCGCAUCUGCCUUUGUAGUUAGCGCCCCCUCUGUGAUGAAUUGAAUGGAUUUGGAAGCGAUGUGACCUAAGUUGUGUGGCGCAUAUCUGAAGAUCUCUCACAAAACAGUGCAGACUUUUCUGGAGAUUCUCUACUGCACGCCAGUCUUUCACGUUUGGCGGCGUCAUGACUUGCCAUCAGUAAUUUGAGUUUCAUUUUAGGCAAACUCUUCGCGUGAAAAUGUUGAGAGUAGUUUUUUUCCCUCUUCUGAUAUUUUUCCGGUAGAUUUAUUUUAAAAAGCAAGGAUUCAAAAGUACCACCUGGUCUAUUUGUUUUGGAGAGGAAGAGACCUCUAGAUAAUUCAGCCCCUGGUAAAAACCUCCUGAACAACAAACAUUGCGGAUUACUACCCAGGAGUUAAUGCCUGGCACAGAGACGUUUCAGCUAGUUGCAGGCUGCAGUCCUCACCAAUAGAUGUCACUAAAGCCUACACGCUGCUCCUUAAACACAAGGCAGUGACACUAUAGUUAGUCAUCAUUUAGCAACUGUCAGUGAAAUCAUUUCAACAUGAUAUAAUCAUAUUGGGUUAUUGUUAUUGCCACAUUCUGCUUCGUUCAUCCCAAACACACUAACAUACAAAAAUAGUGAUUUAAAUUUUUCGAUUGAUGUGUGUGAAGAGUUUUGACAGUUUUAGUAUUUAAUGUGUGAUUUUGCCUACAUUUGCUAUAAUGUCAUAUUAAUUACCAGAAAAAAUAUUCAUCUCAAUAUUGUGGUGUUGAUUCCGACCACACUGAACACAGAUGUGUAUAAAGACAGGUAGAGUGUCAUGCAUAGAUAAUAUUAUAUUACAAUUUAGCCUGCUCCAUGACUGGAUUUGUUUGAUGCCUUGAAGCUUACCGCACUUCCAGGUUUCAUCCUCAUGCUCAGACUUGAUAUCUGUGUUUUUAUUAUUAUGAUAUAUCUUUUUUUUUUUUU
Messenger RNA from Epinephelus fuscoguttatus (brown-marbled grouper), 4189 nucleotides. RefSeq names its product TLC domain containing 5a (gene tlcd5a). Gene Ontology annotation, cellular component: membrane. NCBI's taxonomy places the organism in Eukaryota, Metazoa, Chordata, Actinopteri, Perciformes, Serranidae. The transcript is spliced from 3 exons. The record is from RefSeq and is a predicted model, not a curated record. Bases 1144 to 1872 code for a protein of 242 amino acids.